CACUAAAAAUAAUGCCUCAAAAUGAAGAAUGUUUAUCACAAAAUGAUGACUUGACGGCCGAAAAUUUAAAAAAUUCUGGAAAUGUACUUUUCAGUUUGGACAAGUUUUCUGAGUCUGUUGAUUGUUACAGUCAAGCAACUUUUUUGAAGAAUAGAGCGAUGGCCAGAUUUAAAUUGGAAGACUUUGAAGGAGCUGAAAGUGAUUGUGUUGAAUGUUAGGUUUUUUUUAAUUUUUAAUUUUAAAAGGUUUGCGAAAAGAAUUCUGGGGGGGUUAUUUGAGUUACACCUGGCUAUU
Messenger RNA from Meloidogyne enterolobii, 294 nucleotides. The record is from the annotation of a GenBank genome assembly. Lineage: Eukaryota; Metazoa; Nematoda; Chromadorea; Rhabditida; Meloidogynidae.